UGACGGAGGAAUGUGGGAAAGGCAGUCCGGUUAACGCACGCUUCCACACCGAUCGGGACGAAACAUUUGCCUAUUUGAACACGCAACACAGAAGGACGCCAUUCGUGGACCGCUGUGACUUGGGAACUGUUCGCGAUUACGCACGGCGCUUGGUUCUUCGCGGACGGGAGAAAAGUUUGCAAAGGGGGGACCCACACAGCUGGAGCCCGCAGAUGGAAAGAGGAGAAUCGGUGUAGUAGUGGUGCAAUUUGCAGAGCUCUUCCAGUAUGGACCCCGAGACACUGAGAAGGUGAAGUCUGCCGCCUGCUGUCCAAACACUACCCCUCUCUUUGUGGAUAUUUCUACUUUAGUACCCUGUGAUUUCUAAACAUUUAAACUCUCCACCACCAUGGGUUCCAGUCUGACCUGCACCGGAGUUAUAUGGGCCCUCCUGUCCUUGCUGUGCGCCGCUGCCUCUUGCGUGGGUUUCUUCAUGCCCUACUGGCUCUUGGGCACCCAGAUGGACAAGCCGGUCUCCUUCGGGACUUUCCGGAGGUGCUCUUACCCGGUGCGCGACGAGGAGAGGCAGGCUACCGUGAUGCUGGAGCAGUGUGGGAGAUACGCUACCUUUAACGGCAUUCCCAGUCCGGAGUGGAGGAUCUGUACGGUGGUGACGGGGGUGGGGUGUGGGCUCCUGCUCCUGGUGGCCCUCACGGCGCUCAUGGGAUGCUGUAUCUCCGACCUGAUCUCGCGCACCAUCGGACGGGUGGCGGGAGGAAUACAGUUCGUGGGAGGGCUGCUCAUAGGAUCCGGAUGUGCCCUCUAUCCUCUGGGAUGGGACAGUGAAGAAGUGAAACAAACCUGCAACAACAGCUCCGACCAGUUUAAGCUAGGCUCGUGCCAGAUCGGGUGGGCCUACUACUGCACGGGAGCGGGAGCGGCCGUGGCCAUGCUCUUGUGCACAUGGCUCUCCUGUUUCGCCGGAAAGAAGCAGAAGCAGUAUCCGUACUAACGAGACGCCGAUGGAACUCAGGAUCUACACAAUCUAUAUGUUACAAAAGGGAGAGGACUCACAGCACAGCAUCGGGCACCGCGGGCUAGGAUGGUGAGCCCGGUUCAGGGACAACAAUGCACAAAACAGACACACAAAGGCUCGGUCGGCUUCUCCAGGACUCUUCGUAAUGUAUGGACCAAUUGUAUUUGUAAAAUUGUUACAUUUCUUCAACAAAGCGAGUGGUGGUUUUGCUGGUUUUGCGUCAUUUAUAGAGAUCGACCGAUAUUUGUGUUUUUAUUUUAUCUUUUUCUUGGCUGAUACUGAUACGAUUGUUUAGAAUCUAGAGCGACCGAUGCCUGAUAAGCUCUGCCGAUAUUUUUAAGACAAUGUAUAGGGUCGAGUUUGAGUAUUUUUCCCAAAUUAUGUAACUUAAAUUUACUACAAACUCACCCACAGCCCUUUUUUUUAUUAUAAGAGAGUAGUGUAGUCAUAUUUUGUGUAGUUACCCUUUCGCAUUAAAGUGUUAAAAUAAAGCUUUGUGUGUAUUUUUUAGGCCGCAGACUCAAAGGUGCACUGUGUAACUUUUCUAGUGGAGCGUCCGCUUACAUUUUUGUCUCCAGUGACGAUGUUGGAAUGUUUCAGUAUGGUAUUAAACUUAACUAUCUCCAUGGAAAUGAUCGGAAAUGCCACCAGACAAGACCAGAAGAUACGGGUCAGAUUUUUGCAGAGGACG
Messenger RNA from Boleophthalmus pectinirostris (great blue-spotted mudskipper), 1706 nucleotides. RefSeq names its product LHFPL tetraspan subfamily member 6 (gene lhfpl6). The record is from RefSeq and is a predicted model, not a curated record. The transcript has 4 exons. Lineage: Eukaryota; Metazoa; Chordata; Actinopteri; Gobiiformes; Gobiidae. Gene Ontology annotation, cellular component: membrane. The coding region runs from base 389 to 991 and encodes 200 amino acids.